Parasteatoda tepidariorum (common house spider) is the source of this 2653-nucleotide messenger RNA. RefSeq names its product cation-dependent mannose-6-phosphate receptor. The record is from RefSeq and is a predicted model, not a curated record. Gene Ontology annotation, cellular component: trans-Golgi network. Gene Ontology annotation, biological process: protein targeting to lysosome. Lineage: Eukaryota; Metazoa; Arthropoda; Arachnida; Araneae; Theridiidae.
AACAGCAGUAUAAUAAAGUUUGUAAACAAAUAAGGGUAAUGACGUCAUGCGAACUGACCAAACCGACCAGAAACCUGGUGCACUUCGUGCGUAACUGGUGACACUGGUUUGAAUAUUGGAACGAUCGGUGCAGUGCACUGGUGUAACUGGUUUUAAUAUUGGAACGGUCGGUGCGGCAAACCAGUGUAACCGGUUACACCGGUGCGAAUAUUGGAACGUGCCCAUGUUUUGUUUACAGAUAAAUUUAAAAUUCACUUUAGGAUUGAUAGUGAAUGGCAGUGUUUAAUUGUAUAAGUUAAAUAAUUAUUUAGUGAAUGUCGCUAUGAUGUGUGAAAUGUAUUCUUCCGAUUUAAGAUUCUUUUUCUGUAUAGUUAGUUGUGUACUUCUAUUUGCUCUGCCUCAAUGUUUAGCCGAUUGUGGACUUAUGAAACCUUUAAAGCCAAACGAAACUGCAAAAGAAUUUGAACUUUUGAAAAAAAUUAAGCCAUUGAUUGGAAAAUCGUUUGAAGUGAAUGAUCCUGUAGAUCCUACCAAGUAUACUUACAAAGUUAGUAUCUGCGGAAAGAUAGAUGGUGUUAAGAAACUAAAUGUUGGAGCACUACAAAUUGAGGCAAAUUCGACACACAUUUUGGGACUUUAUAAUCAAACUGAUAUUAUGGGAGGAACUGAUUGGAUGCAAUUAACUUACUAUGGUGGUGAAAAUUAUAGACAUAACUGCAACAAAACCGGAAGAAUUGCAAAAAUAAUGAUUAUAUGUGACCCAGAUACUGAAGUGGGAAAAUUUGAAGUGUUGGAAGAAAGAACUCAUAUAUCUGAUGACUGUUUUUAUCUUUUUGAAUUUGGCAGCAGAUUUGCUUGCACAAUUAAACCGAAACCAGGUCUUAGUUCUGGAAGUGUAUUUUGUAUAUUAUUUUUUACUGCAAUUCUGAGUUACCUAGUCCUUGGUGUGUUGUAUAAGAGAAUUGUUUUAGGUGCUCAAGGAUUAGACCAAAUACCAAAUUAUGCAUUUUGGAGAGACUUUGGAAAUUUACAAGCUGAUGGCUGUGAUUUUAUCUGUCGGUUUGGUAGUCGCCAAGAGUCCCAGGCCUACAGAGGUAUUGAUGACCAUUUGAAAGAUGAAGAAGAGAGAGAUGACCAGUUAUUAAAUAUGUGAUAUUUUUCUAAUAUGAUGUGUUCAUUGUGAAUAUUGCUUAAAAGCUUGCAGUAUAAAUAAUCUCAUAAACUGUUUACAUUUCCAAAGGGAAUAAGAUUUUGUGAAUGCAAGUCACUUCGAAAUCAGGCAUACCUCUGGGCAUUCUAAAACCUUAUCUAGUCAUUUUGAAAUUGAUAAACAAAUUUUGUAGUAUUACGAAGAAAUUAUCAUUCUUUGCAUAUCUGUCUUUAAAGAAAUUUUUUUAUUAGCAUUUAGGUUGUGAAAUAAGAAUAAAGUUUAUGAAUAUUUAGUUAAGAUUUGCUUGGUUUUUCAGUGACUAUUAAUAAAGUUUUAUCUUGCCUUUUUUAAGUAUUUAAAACUAUGCAAAUGUUCUGUAAAUUUGUAUGGGAUAUCCUUGUUAAGCUUAAAUUUAAUAAUUAUGUGUUUGUUUAAAUGUUUUAAUAUUAAUAAUAUUCCUUUUUGUUUUUGCUACUACUUUAUUUAGUCAGCUCUCAAGUGGAAAUUAUACCAUAUAACUUUAUUCAACUAUUUAUAAAGGUCAUACUUGAAUAGCAGUCUAACUCUACUCUUUGAAAUAUGCCUUACUUCAAAGUUUGUACAUGUAAAUCUUAUCUCAAAACAAGUACACAUCCAGCUUAUUUUCACUUUUAAAAAUGAGACAAGAUAGUAAAAACAAUACAUUUGUUAAACUUUGAACACGAACUUUCAUAAAGUACGCAGUAAUUUAACAGAUAUUACUGUAUUUAAAUUAGAAAAAUUAAAUCUGUUUUAAUAAAUGAUCAUAUUAAAAGGAAAAAGCUUUAAUAAUUUUUUUUGUUUAUGUAUGUUUUUAUACAAGGCUUAAAUUAUUUCUUUCAAUAACUUUGUAUAUUUAAACUGAAUGCAAUAAAAUAAAAUGCUAUAUUUUUCAUUAAAAUUAAUUAUUUUAAGAAUGUUCUUACCAUUAACUAUACAUUUUUCUUAAACAAAUAAAGUUUCAAAUUUACUAUAUUUUCCUUAGUUGAAAUUGAUGAAACAUCUUUGAUAAUGUGAAGUCUGAAUAUUAUAAAAAAAGUUUUUUGAACAAUUUUCAACAUAUUUGAAAACUAAUAUAAGAUGUAAAUUUUCUAUUAUUGAACUCACAUUUUAACCAGUCUUAAUCACUUUGGUUAAUCUGAGACUUUAAAUAUGUUCAGUCUCUUGUUGGUAGGAACAACCCGCCCUUGAAAAGGGGGAAAUCUUAAGCAAGUUUUGUCAUUUGUUUAGUACUUACAUAUUUUUACAUUUUUCAAAAAUGGUUGUGGCAUUAAUUUAUUUAAAAUGCUAUGGCAUAUGUGAUAAACACAACUAUGCAAAACCAAAACAUGGAUGCAUAUUGGUAAAAAUGUUUAUAAAAACCAAUGUUUGCACAGUUCAUAUAUUUUUUAUAGUUAGUAAAGUAUUUUUUUAAGUUUUCGUGUAAUUAUAUUCUGUUUUACAUAUUAAAUUAUGUUAAAUAAAGCAUUGCAUUUUCUUAUUGAA